This is a messenger RNA of Paraglomus brasilianum, 657 nucleotides long. NCBI's taxonomy places the organism in Eukaryota, Fungi, Glomeromycota, Glomeromycetes, Paraglomerales, Paraglomeraceae. The record is from the annotation of a GenBank genome assembly.
AUGUCGGUUGAGCCAGACUCUUUACGGAAAAUAGGACGAGGCACAUUUAUCUCAGCCACAACUGGCGCACUCGUUGGGUCCGCUAUUGCGCUUUUCAAACGUGGACCAGUGUUGAGUUAUUCCCUGUCAACGAGUCUGAAUUUUUCAAUAUUUGGGGCUUUAUUCUUGAGCAUUCGAGAGACAUUUCUCUUAUCGCAAAGAAAGCAUAAUCCACAGCUUGGUUUAAAUAAAAGUCAAACGCGCGAUUACGAUGAAUUAAUAUCUAGUACAUUGGCAGGCGGAAUAACUGGUGGAUUUCUGUCCAGUAUCACGCGUGGACCAAAAUAUGCUUUACGUGGCACUAUAGGCUUUUCGAUCAUCAGUGGGUGUGGCCAAUCGUUAUACACAUUUCUCUAUAGAUAUCGCCAAAAACUCAUUCUCGAGAGCAUGUCAUCAGGCAAUCCAACACAACCAGAGCCGGAACAUCAAGUUGGUGGUACUAUAGUUGAUCGAAUGUUUGAUCAGUUAAGCCGAUUGAAAUGGACUCCCGUCAGAAAACUGAGCGACGAGGAAUAUGAGGCUUUGUUAAGGAAAAAGUUAGAGAACAUCGAUAAGGAAUUAGAAAGAUAUGAAAUAAAGGAGAAGGUGACAGUGAAGGGAGAGGACAUUAGAGAAUAG